AUGGUCUCACUGGCAAAUGGAUUUUUUCUACUAUUAGUUUGCUCGCUCAACAGUUGCGUGGAGUUUUGCGCCAAUGCUUCCAAUAUACCAAAACCGCCUGCAAAAAAGGCUAUAUCGCCUAUUGAACCGAAACCUUGCGAAGCAGUGAGCAAAUGUGUUGUGGAUGCAAAUACCGAGCCUGUAUGCCGGUAUGAUGACAAUGAGGGCUGCGUACGGAAAUAUGAGUCAUUAUGCCAUUUGAAAAUAGCAGCUUGUAAAGCUAAAAAGGAUUAUGCAGAUUACAGCAACAUCUACUGUUCAAUGGAGACAUAUUUGUGUGAAGAGGGUUACGGGCGUUGGACGAUAUUUUUUGGAUAUGAA
Messenger RNA from Rhagoletis pomonella (apple maggot), 360 nucleotides. RefSeq lists its product as uncharacterized. The record is from RefSeq and is a predicted model, not a curated record. The transcript is spliced from 3 exons. Lineage: Eukaryota; Metazoa; Arthropoda; Insecta; Diptera; Tephritidae. The annotation marks the transcript as partial.